CCGAGCGGGAGGACUGUGGGUGCCGGCGUCCCCGCAGGCUCCGCACCCUCCGCGCCGCCUCCCGCCUCCCGCCUCCCGCGCUGGUCCAGAAAGGGCCCCGCGGAUGUCCCCGGGACGAGCGGCCUCGGGCCCCCAGGGAACAUGGGCGUGCUCCGGGCCGGACUGUGCCCGGGUCUCACCCAGGACAUGGUCCAGCUUCUGCGGAGCCACGGGAUCAAGACAGUGGUGGACCUGGUUUCAGCAGACCUGGAGGAAGUAGCCCAGAAGUGUGGCUUGUCUUAUAAGGCCCUGGUCGCCCUGAGGCGGGUGCUCCUGGCUCAGUUCGCAGCUUUCCCUUUCAGUGGCGCUGAUCUCUACGAGGAGCUCAAGACCUCCACUGCCAUCCUGUCCACCGGCAUUGCAAGCCUGGACAAACUGCUGGAUGCUGGUCUCUAUACUGGAGAAGUGACUGAAAUUGUAGGAGGCCCAGGUAGCGGCAAAACUCAGGUAUGUCUUUGUGUGGCUGCAAACGUGGCCCAUGGCCUGCAACAGAACGUCCUAUACAUCGAUUCCAACGGAGGGCUCACAGCUUCCCGCAUUCUCCAGCUGCUUCAGGCCAGAACCCCAGAUGAGGAGGAGCAGGCGGGGGCUCUCCAGAGGAUCCAGGUGGUGCGUGCGUUUGACAUCUUCCAGAUGUUGGAUGUGCUGCAGGACCUGCGAGGCGCUGUGUCCCAGCAGGUGAGCAGCUCUUCAGGGACUCUGAAGGUGGUGGUUGUGGACUCGGUCACUGCGGUGGUCGCCCCACUUCUGGGAGGUCAGCAGAGGGAAGGCUUGGCCUUGAUGAUGCAGCUGGGCCGAGAGCUGAAGACUCUGGCCCGGGACCUCAGCGUGGCACUGGUGGUGACCAAUCACAUGACCCGAGACAGGGACAGCGGGCAGCUCAAACCUGCCCUGGGACGCUCCUGGAGCUUUGUGCCCAGCACCCGGCUUCUCCUGGACACCUGCCAAGGUGCAGGAGCAUCAGGCAGCUGGCGCAUGGCGUGUCUGACCAAAUCUCCCCGUCUGCCAACAGGUUUCCAGGAGAUGGUGGACAUUGGGACCUGGGGGACUCCAGUGCAGAGCCCAACAUUACAGGGAGAUCACACGUGACUUGCUGUUGACUGGGACAAACCCUCCUGCACAGUAACGCCUGCGGUUCACUGCCGGCAGCCCCUGGGGCUGCAGAGAAGCUCUCGGGCUGGGCAGACAUCUUAGUCCUUAGCUCCUUUCUCUGGAAACACAGUGUUACUGGCUAGAGAGGAUGCUACUGUGGAAGGACCCAGAAAUUCAUGCUGGUACCAGGUUUUCCUCCCUUGUGUCUACCACGUAUGUUUCCAGAAGGUGCCGAAUUCAGCGUCUUGGGCGUCUCUGAAGAGGCAUGCUGGUGCCUGGACAGAUAACCCUGUGCAUCGCCGUACUGCACUCCGUCCUAACACAGUGAACGAGUCUGAGGCCUCUAGCUUGCCUUUGCUUCCCUUCUUCUUCUUUUUUUUUUUGCCUCUGUUUUUCCAUCUGUAAGAUGGGGCUCCCUUUCUCUUAACUCUCUCUUUGAGUUACCGGGUAGAAGUAACCUUGUAAGUGCAAAACUCUUCUUUAUCUAGGUCCUGAUCUUAAAAACAUACAGAGGAAAUUCUCUGAGCCCCAGAGCCAUCCAUUUUCCCCGAGGAAGGUGGUUUUUCAGUUUCCCCUAGUGAGGCCCCAAAGAAUGGUUAUUCCUCUUUCCGUCUUGCCCAUUUGGUUUCACAAACCUGCAUGCAUCACCAUGACCAGGUGAGACUGGGAGCUCACUGCAGUCCCAGGAAUAUAAUUUAACAGGAAGGGAAGAUGUGACCUGGUCCCCAUGAAUCCAGCCACUUGUUCAACGUGCAUGGUGCCCUGUGAGGCCCCUCCACAGUGUCGAGUAACCAGAGGUGCUGAACCAUGGCCUUGCCCAUAAACAGACAGAGGAGAAUUUGCACAGUAAAUAGAGCCAGCUGGGAAAACUGAUACUGGCUUAAAUAAUACAUGGUAAAUCUAGUCCUUUAUGUAGAAAUUCAUUGCCGGUGGCUCCAGCAUGCAAUAUAAUUACCCCUCUCUUCCUGCCAGCUGUACGACAGCCUGGUGCCCUGGUGUAUGAAAUAACCCCCCUGUCUGUUACGGGCACUGUGGCCAUCCCUCUGCAAGCUAUAACUCUGGCUGGGUGGGGAGGAGGACACGAGGGAAGGAAAUAAAAGACAAAGGAGAGAAAGGAUUGUUCACUGACCACAAUUUUUAAAGGAAGGUUGCCUUUCUCGGUUUGAGAGCCUGUCAUGUAAUUAAUUAGUUGCUUGGCUGCAGGAAGAGAGGUCAGAGUUACAGGCCGAAGACAUGACAUUUAGAGGCGAUGAACACAGCAGGGAUAAAAGCAAGAAGCCUGGAGGACUGGGAACAAGUGGCAGAGCAGCCCGAUGGUAUCUGCCUGAGUGAGGACAGGCUUGGUAAGCUGCAGACUGGAGGAGGAACCCUGGCGCUGCUGCUUUCACAGGCUCCCAGAGGAAACGAAUCUUCAGCAUCCUUAGACCAGGAGCGGUUGGCGCAUAAUUGCAACCCUAGUAGGAAACAAAACAUUAAGCUGGGACUGGCACAUCCCUGUCACUUGUACCAUUUGGGCAUCCUGAGCCCACGCAGACAUCACCAAUCAAUCAAGCAUUCUUUUUGGCAGAGCUCAGAGAGUGCUUUGCAGUUUUAGUUUUUCUCCACACGGCACUCCAGGCAGCCACAAGCAGUCAGUUGGAACUGGCGUUCAAGGUGGAGGCUGGUUACCAUCUCUGCCCCAGACAGAUCUGCCGUAUUUCCCAUAUAUGGUGUCGCCUGCUGGGUCCUUGACUCAGGACCCUACGAUAGUGUGGUUUGAGAGGCCUGUAAAGAUCAUAGGCCCCAUCUUGUCAUUUAACAGAGAAGGAAACUGAGGCCCAAAGAGGAGAAAUGACAGUCCCAGUGAGAGAACAGGGGCUGGAACCCAGGACUCUCGAUUCCUCAGCCAGCACUCUGUGUCCACGUUGCCUUUAGUUUCCGAUCAGCACAGUUCUGUGCUCAGUGGGGCCUUCUUCCAGCCACACAGCCUCACCGAGGUAGCCUCUCUGGCCACAGGAAGGCGCUCCACUCAUUGCUACUGCAGCCCACCCCGUGACAUUUCUGCAGGACUUUGCCCCUCACAGCUUGCUUCCUCCUUGGCCUUGCUCUCAGACCGGGGCUUCACCUCAUCCUCACGCUGAGCCCACAUACUCCGCUCCAGGCCAGCCACCCUGCGAGGCUCCCCUAACAGGCCUGGGGCCGGGCUGGCCCUCCUGCCCACGUGCCUUUUACUCCCUUGGCUUACGUGUCUGCCUCCGCCCAGCCCUGACUGCGUCGGUGCACACCCACCCUGACAUCCUCCCUCUUUUUAUGCCUCAGCUGGGGUCUAGAUAGACAUCACAAUCCUGUACCACUCAGACUUGUCUUACUGUCUGCCCAUGAGCCCAAGAUCCCCUUGAAGGGCUCCCACGUUAAUUUUUCUUUUGCUCUUUCCACAGUCUGGGAGCUCGGUAAUUGUUAGAUAUACAAAUGGGUGGAUUUUAAGGCAUUUUAAAGGCAAAGGAGAAACGCAGGAAUGUUUUUCACAUGAUCUAGUCAUUGAGGUCCCCCCAGAGUGUCUUUUUAUGUAUCCUUCUACAGAGGACUGUUGUAUGUCCUUGGUCUGAUAUUACACAACGUUAAUGUUGAGUCCCUACUAUGUAUGUGCUAGCACUUGAUGGCUGUUGUUAGGCACUUGAACUCCCAAAGACUCUCAGGCUCAAGGUCCAUGUAUCAUUGUGGCUGCUCUCCACUGCAAGUAAUGAAACCUGGCUGAAAGAGCCUUAAACAAUAACAUCUGUUAUCUCUAGUAACGCAACGUCCAAGGUUGGCUCAUUUGGCGGCUCAUCAAGUGGCGUGGGGCCGUUCCAUCUUUCCGCUGUGCUCUCCUUUUGUGUUGGUUUUGUCUUUAAGCUCAUUCUCAUCAAAGCAGUCAUUCUGGGCUUCCCUGGUGACGCCUUGGUUAAGAAUCCGCCUGCCAGUGCAGGGGACACGGGUUCAAGCCCUGGUCCGGGGAGAUCCCACAUGCCGCGGAGCAGCAAAGCCUGUGUGCCACAAUGACUGAGCCUGUGCUCUAGGGCCCGCGAGCCACAACUACUGAGCCUGUGCGCCUAGAGCCCCUGCUCCGUGACAAGAGAAGCCACCGCAAUGAGAAGCCCGCUCACCGCAACGAAGAGUAGCCCCUGCUCGCCGCAACUAGAGAAAACCUGCACACAGCAAUGAAGACCCAACACAGCCAAAAAUAAAAAUGAAUAAAUUUAUUUUAAAAAAAAAAAGAGGGCUUCCCUGGUGGCGCAGUGGUUGAGAGUCCGCCUGCCGAUGCAGGGGACACGGGUUCGUGCCCCAGUCCGGGAAGAUCCCACGUGCCGCGGAGCGGCUGGGCCCGUGAGCCAUGGCCGCUGAGCCUGCGCAUCCGGAGCCUGUGCUCCGCAACGGGAGAGGCCACAACAGUGAGGCCCGCGUACCACAAAAAAAAAGAAAAAGAAAAUGGGGAUGCUACUAGAAAGGAGGAAGUGUGCGUGGAGGAGCUGGACGUUGGGUGGGCAACCGCUAGUAUCUGCCAAAGUCCAGGAGGCAAGUGUAUUGAGGCUCACGUGUGCCUAGGCCCUUUGUCCACAUCUCAUUUAGAGCUUCAGAAAGCCUUCCAUCUUCCAGACAGUAAAUGGGAGUCCAGUGAGGUUAUGGACAUAAAGCUAAUAAGUGGGCAGUGCCAGAACCCAAACUUGAAUCUGUCUGAUUCCAAACCCUACUUUCCAUCCUCAUGCUGCCUUCAGCUAUGACUAUGUGAAUGUUUCAAUUAAUUUUUUCUUUGUAUUUUGCCCCGAUAGCAACCAAGGCUACCCAUCCCAACCUCUUUUUAUCUUUGUUCACCGUAAAAGCUGGAUCAGAGAUCUACUUUCUCAGCUCUUUCCGAUUUCCUGUAGGGAAGUUAGGAGAGAAUGACAAACACUCAAAGAAGGGAGAUAAUUGUUGGUAUUAAGGUGAACCGGAGGUUUGGGGGGAAAUAAAGCUGAAUGAAAAACAACAGGGUCUGUGUGUGCCUGAGAUGGGAGCCAGCAGGAGGUAAGGGAUUUAUUUUAUUUUAUUUUUUGGCACGGCAUGCAGUAUCUUAGUUCCCCGACCAGGGAUUAAACCCACCUCCCCAUGCCGUGGAAGUGCGGAGUCUUAACCACUGGACCGUGGGGGACGUCCCAGGAGGUAAAGGAUUUAGAUGCACAUCCGAACUAGGUUUUACUGUGCUCUGGCAUGGAGUUGCACUGGGGAGAGUUAAAACUGUCCAGUUGCUGGGGAUGGGCAUUGGAGAAGGCUCUGUGACGCUUGGAGCUUAAAUUAGAGCUAGGUAGAUUAUUCAUCCAAGCUUACCCUUAGAAAGAUGUUUCUCUCAUGUUUUCCUGUCUUAUUUCACUGGCUAGACUAACUUCCGGUGCUAAGUUGAAUAGAAGCAACAAUAGCCAUCCUCCUUGUCUUGUUCCUGAUUUUAGCGAGCUGUUUCCAGUAUUUUAUCAUUAAGUAAGAUGCUAUAGUUUCCCUGUAGUUACCUUUUAUGAAGGUAAGGACCUCAGUGUGUUUCCUAUCUAUCCUGGAGAGGGAGGCCAGGUACUGGCCAUUCCAUUUGACGUGUAGAAUUCUCUCUCCCAGCCAGUGGAAGGUCCACGCAUCCCAGAGCUGUACAAGUGCACUUCAGCUGCUGCACAAGCUUGAAUCCAUGAGUAGGCUUUGAAUCCUAGCUCUUUGCUGCCUCUUUAGUUUCUGGCUGUAAUAGUCUCAAUAUAAGCCUGGGUUUUGCCAGAAGCCAAUGGGCGUAUGCUGAAAAGUACACAAAGUCAAGGAGCAAGAUUUUCAUCUCAUGUAACUUGGUCUUAGGUCUGAAACUGUAUGUCAUUGGAUGAAUUAGCUUCUUUAAGCCUUAGUGUCAGCCACUGGGAAAUGGGGAAAAUAAUACCUAUUGCAUAGAAUUGCUUUAGGGUCAUAUAGCUUAUGUAAAACACCAAAUCAUUCCCCAGCCAUAUAUUGGGUUGGCCAAAAAGUUCUUUCAGGUUUUUCCAUACUAUCUUGUGGAAUAGCAUCCAAUAUUAAUAAUAGGCACUCUAUUUCACAUCAUUGAAAAGCUUAGGAUGCCUUGGAGAAACUAGUGACAGCGUCCUGUUCAGGCAAGGCUGGCUUCAAGUGUGACCAGUGCAGUUGCCCAGAGCCUGGUGCUUAGUUUAAUGCCCCGG
This is a messenger RNA of Mesoplodon densirostris (Blainville's beaked whale), 6305 nucleotides long. It is a transcript of the gene RAD51D, whose product is annotated as RAD51 paralog D. The coding region runs from base 142 to 1128 and encodes 328 amino acids. The transcript has 10 exons. NCBI's taxonomy places the organism in Eukaryota, Metazoa, Chordata, Mammalia, Artiodactyla, Ziphiidae. The record is from RefSeq and is a predicted model, not a curated record. Gene Ontology annotation, molecular function: ATP binding; four-way junction DNA binding; ATP hydrolysis activity. Gene Ontology annotation, biological process: double-strand break repair via homologous recombination; telomere maintenance; DNA strand invasion. Gene Ontology annotation, cellular component: centrosome; replication fork; Rad51B-Rad51C-Rad51D-XRCC2 complex.